ACAAUGCACGCAAACCAAUAAGAUCAAGAGAGAAAAAACGAUGCGGCCAACCAGGCAACCUUUUAGGGUUGCAAUGCUUCAUUUUAAUCAAAUAAUUCAGAAAUCAAACGUGAUAGUAGCUGUAGCAUUAAUCGUCGAUUUAACAAAAGCCACAAAACCCUUCGAUAAACCGAGAACUACAUUUCCCAUAAUUCCUUGUCUCCAAAAUGCAGAUAAAUAAUAUUAAAUCCUUCCUCCCGCAACUCACAUUAAAAAUAAAUCAAUAAACAAAUCGCUUUCUAUUCGGUUGUAUCGUAAUCACUGUAUGAUUCAUGUUAGUAGCGGGAUUCUGAAAUCACGUCGCUCUUCUGGGGUGAAAGGAUAGAGGUUGGCGGGAGAUAGAAACAGCUGGAGAUGCGCUGUUGUUGUAACAGGGAAGUUGGUAUUUGGUCAACUGAUUAAACUCGGACAUCGGGAGCAAAAAAAAAUCAACAAAAAUACAGUACGUUGUGUAACAUACGUGUUGAGUUUUAAGCGUGAAUCUAGCGAAGCGACCAUUGUGAGCUAAAGUUUUUUUUUUCUUUUUGCAGUAACUACACAUGUGGAAAUGUAAAUACAAAAUGUAUUUAUUUAAUUUGUAAACGUGGGUUUUUAAAUACGAAUGUUGUUGUAAUUACUAGUGAUGUAUGCAAAUAUUGUUGUUAAAAAAAAAGAAAAAGAAAUCAGAGACACUAUUAUGAGGAACAACGAAGGUGUUUUUCGGUAACUUGUAGUUCAUAAGAAAAAAUAAAUUAUGGCUCCAGUGAAGAUUAAACACGUGGUAUCCUUCAGCUCCCAGGACCCCAAGCACAGUGUGGACGCUCUGCUGGCCAAGGAGGCUGUGAGGCCCUGGCUUUGCGCCCCCAAAGAUCACAGUGGUUUAAUGAAGGUUGAGCUACAGCUGGAAAGGGCCACUGCUAUUGGUUACAUUGACAUAGGAAACUGUGGGUCUGCAUUCAUCCAGAUUGAUGUGGGGCGCUCCUCGUGGCCUCAGGAUCAGCCGUACAUGACUCUGCUGCCCACUGUCACGCUGAUGAGCCCUACAGAGUCCAGACAGGGCACCAACCGCACCGGGGUGCGCAUGUUCAAGGAAGGUGAUUUCCUUUCUCAAGGGGAUGGCGAGCUCUGGGACCGGGUUCGAGUGACCUGCAGUCAGCCUUUCAACAAACAUGUUCAGUUCGGCUUGUCCUUCCUCCAGAUCCGAACUCCCCUGGACCACAACGAGAACGAGGUGCUGUCUGACGGCACAGAGAUGCAGAUGUCACCAGGCCAGCUGGGAGCAAGCCAGACAAGAGAGUGGCUUUCCAGCCCAACUAUGCAGAGUACCUUC
Messenger RNA from Polyodon spathula (Mississippi paddlefish), 1348 nucleotides. RefSeq lists its product as uncharacterized. NCBI's taxonomy places the organism in Eukaryota, Metazoa, Chordata, Actinopteri, Acipenseriformes, Polyodontidae. The transcript is spliced from 5 exons. Gene Ontology annotation, cellular component: nucleus. Gene Ontology annotation, biological process: single strand break repair; base-excision repair. The record is from RefSeq and is a predicted model, not a curated record. The annotation marks the transcript as partial. Gene Ontology annotation, molecular function: damaged DNA binding.